UUUAUUGGGUCACCUAACCAACACGAAAUGCUCGCUGGGGAAGUGUCGAAAGAAGUGCUCCAAGUUGAAAGAAGAAUACUUCGUAAAUGGUAAAUUGUGCGCUUUUGAAAGUGUUCCGGGAAUACAGUGCCAGCAUCAGCGGAUCAAGCAAAGAUUGUAGGACGUGCGUGUGAAAUCGGUUCUCUAGUCGCGUAUUGCCAAAACGGUACGGUGUGUGCAAAGCUGAAACACACAGAUCGCUAUUCGCUGAAUGAGCACGGUUCGCGGCCAUCUUGAAAGUGAGGCAACACAAACACACUCACUCACGUAGACACGUACGUACGUGCGCGCGGUGCACAUACACACAACGUCGCCUUCGCCGCUGCCCGCAGUAAAGGGGGCUAAAAGUGCUACUGGUUCCUCUUGUUUGCGGUCUGAGAAAACGGAUUGCUGCGGACGGAAUUCUUGAUUUCGGAACAACCCUCAAGCUCAACCUGCCCGGGGCAUCGAGUCGGACAGUCGAGUCGAGCGCCGCUUUCACCGCAACCUUAGCAACGCAUCAUCCCCAUGGCUGGCAUUUGAAGCUGGAUCAAAGAAGGCGCAGGGAAAAAAAAACCCAACUCACUACCACAGCACCGCCAGCAGCAGUUCUUCUAUCUCGCGUACGCGUACGACGUCGGUUUCCCCAACCCCGUGUGUGCGUGUGUGUGUGCGCGGCCUGUGUGUGUUUAGUGGAGGAAAAGCGGAUCGGGCAGCAGGAAAAUCCGAACGAUUGCAUCCGAAAGGGGGUUGCAUUUUCCGGAGGAGCUCGAAGAUCCUGCGUCUGUACGACGGUGGAGAAGAAGAAGCUUGCCAAAGCGUUGUGUAGCAGCAGCAGCAGCAGCAGCAAAAGCUGGAGCGAACCGCGAGCAGAGGUCAAGAAGCUUUUGGAGCGCGCGCCAGAACCAUUCCGGAGGCCCGUUUUGCAUGAGUAGAUUAUGUAUGAUAUCUGUGAGCAGAUGUGUACAUAGCCAUGGCUGCGACGCGAAAGUUGCAAGGUGAAAUCGAUCGGUGCCUGAAGAAAGUCACUGAGGGUGUAGAAACGUUCGAAGAUAUUUGGCAGAAAGUUCACAAUGCUACAAAUAGCAAUCAAAAAGAAAAGUAUGAAGCGGAUCUCAAGAAGGAAAUUAAAAAGCUGCAGCGAUUGCGCGAUCAAAUCAAAUCAUGGAUCGCUUCCGGCGAGAUCAAGGAUAAAAGCGCUCUGCUGGAAAACCGUCGGCUCAUAGAAACCCAAAUGGAGCGGUUUAAGGUGGUCGAACGGGAAACGAAAACGAAAGCAUACUCGAAGGAGGGCCUUGGUGCGGCCCAGAAGAUGGAUCCGGCGCAGCGGGAAAAGGAAGAGAUUAGCACGUGGCUAACGUCGUCGAUUACCUCGCUGCAGAUACAGAUCGAUCAGUUCGAGUGUGAGAUCGAGUCACUGUUGGCGGGGAAGAAGAAGAAACUCGAUAAGGAUAAGCAGGACAAGAUGGACGAGCUGAAGGGCAAGCUCGAGAGGCACAAGUUCCAUGUCACGAAGCUGGAGACGCUGUUGCGAAUGCUCGAUAACGACGGGGUCGAGGUGGAGCAGAUAAAGAAGAUCAAGGAGGACGUGGAGUACUACAUCGAUUCCUCGCAGGAGCCCGACUUUGAGGAGAACGAAUACAUCUACGAUGAUAUCAUUGGGUUGGAUGAUGUGGAAAUCUCUGGUAUCCCGGUGUCGACCGGUACGGAUAGCAAUAACAGCAAUGAGACAGCAGGCUCGCCCAGCAGUCUAAUAUCUGGAACUAGUCCGGCGCAGUCACCGGUGCUAAACUACAGUGCCAGCACGUUACACAAUCACAGUAGCGAUCUGUCCGCCGAUAACAACAAUCUGAAUGAGAAGCGUUCGAAGAGCGAUGGCACGAAGAUUACGCCGGUGAAACCGACCGCAAUCCGCGCUAGUAAGGUGGACCCGUCCGUCACCGCUGUCAGUAAUGCCGUCAACAACAACGGCAGCAGUAAUAGCACCAGUAACAGUAGCAGCACUACUAUCAGCAACAACAAUACGUCCAAGGCCGGGCUGAUCAGCUCGACGCCCAGCAAAAAUCAUACGAAUGCUGCCCCGGCGUUACCGAACAUGUUGGUGCUACCGCAGCCGCCCAACAGUAUAGCCAUCAUUGGACCCGCUUUUGCUGCUGUCGCGAAACAACAUCCUAAAAAUGGUUCUAUACUCCAGCCCAGCACGCCCACCACGGGAACGGGCGCGUCACCAUCGUCAGCAAGUGGCCCACUGCAAACUCAGCCCCCGAAUGCAUCGAAUGUCUUUAGCAGCCUCAGUCAGAUAAUUAAUACAUCUCAAACUAAGCUUAGUCAGCAGCUGCCACCGCAGCAGCAACAGCAACCGCCGAACAGCUUACCGAGUGCUGCCGCCGUUGUUGCCGCGGCGAAUAGCAGCAGCGUGCCGUCGUCGACACAGUCGAGCGCAUCGUCGCAGCAGCAGCAGCAAACGCAGCAGCAGGCACAGCCACCGCAACAGCAACAAUCCCAGCAGAUUCCUCCCGGUCAGAAUUCCAUGCUACUUCACAGUGCCCUGUCGUCGGCAUCGAGUACGGAGAGCAACAAUCAUGUAAUGAGUACAUCGUCCGCGUCUACCAUCAGUAGUAGCGGGGCGAACGUUAUUAAUAACUGUGUCUCUCCCAGCAAUUCCGCAGUCAGUAGCAGAGCGUCACCCAGUUUGAUGUCACCACCGCAACAGCAGCAGCAGCAGCAGCAGCAACAGUUGUUGAACGGUCCCACAACACUCGCGCAAGAAGUGAUAAAUAGAACAGGAGGAGUGCUCGAAACUGGUCCAAGCUCCAAUCCAAACGCGCUAAUGCAGCAGCAGCAGCAGCAGAGCCAACAGCAACAACCGAAUCCCCAGGGUGCAUCAGCAGUGGCGACGGCAGCUACCACUGCUGCCCAGCAGCAAGCCGCUGCAGUAGCGGCGGCGGCAGCGGCAGCAGCAGCUGCUCAAGCAGCAGCAGUUGCCGCGGUGGCCGGCCAGCAGCAACAGCAGCAGCAGCAGCAACAGCAACAGCAACAGCAACAGCAGCAGCAGCAGCAGCAGCAGCAACAGCAGCAGCAACAGCAGCAACCACAACCACAACCACAGCCAGCAGAUUCGAGACAGGCUGGGCCAGUUCCUUCGAAUCAAACGCCCCAAACACAGCCGGUUGGUGGCCCGGGCUCGUUCAUGGUCGAUGCGAGCGGUGUACCGACGGGGGCCGCCAACGCGGGCAACCUACUACCAACGUCGUCAGCUACUGCCAUUACGAAUGGGCCGAACGCGAUCAUCAACACAAACUCUAGUAUUUCGAACGCCGCCAACGUGAACAGUGGCCCGGGAGGCGUGAUGAAACCUUCGGCCGGUACGCACGAAGCCUGCAUACCGCCACUGCUUGGCGUCGCACCGUUGGGCACGUCCAAACUACAGAAGGAGCAUCAGAUACAAUUCCAACUCAUGGAAGCCGCCUACUAUCAUCUGCCAACACCAAGCGAUUCAGAGAGGCUAAGGCCGUACUUGCAACGUCAACCUGUCCAAACUCCACCGCACUUUCCACAGCAACAACUUCCACAUUCUGAAACGGUCGAGUUUUUCCAGCGUCUAUCACCCGAAACGCUCUUCUUCGUGUUUUACUACAUGGAGGGAACGAAGGCUCAAUAUCUAGCCGCGAAGGCGCUGAAAAAGCAGAGCUGGAGAUUUCAUACGAAAUAUAUGAUGUGGUUCCAGCGCCACGAAGAACCGAAAGUGAUCAACGAAGAGUACGAGCAGGGAACCUACAUCUAUUUUGACUAUGAAAAAUGGGGCCAGCGUAAAAAGGAAGGGUUUACGUUUGAAUACAAGUACUUAGAAGACAGGGACCUGAAUUGAUCUUUACCGAUUACGGAAGAACUCCUUUUUUAAAAAAUAUGUGGAAAACAAAAUGAAACGCAAAAAAAUGGAUCAAUAAAAAAACUAUAAAAAAUGUUCUGAAAACAAAACUCAACAUGGCACCCCGUGCACCAGAAGAGGCUGGAAGAGGCAUCGGCGCAAAGCUAAGCGACGCGAAGAGAAGAGAGAAAGAGUUGGUCACAAGGAAACCGGAAGUAGACCGACGACCGACACACACACUGGUGAAUGUAUUUACUUUCCGUAAAAAAACACAGCGCGCGCUCAACUUUGAACGAUCGUGGAAGACAAAUACGUACAAACCACCUCCAAAACAAGUGUGAUUUGUUUUAGCUUUCCUUCUUAAUGGUCCCCGGUGGUAAUGGCUGUUGCAAGGAACUUCCUGGGUGUGCGAGCGUGUGUGUGUGUACAUACAUCAGCGGUGCGCGUCUGGACAACAUUUCACCCUACAGACCGAUCAGCGGAUUAACAAGGAGUCAAGCGAGUUUUGUCGUUUCCCAGGACCGGGCACCGGGCGAAGUCGCACAGUCAAUUGCACGCCAGGAGUGUAAAAUCGUUUUGCCUCGCUACCGCCGCCGACGGACGGGGACAGUAUUGAAGAAAAGAAACCGCGCCAGAAGAAAAAAGAAAACGGAAAACCCCUUUUCACCCACACGCAAACGUACGUACGCAACAACAAUAUUAACCCCCCUUUGGAUUGAUUGAUGAUAGAAAAUAGAUUUUAAAGACUUCCGAACCCGAAACGGAACCCCGAAAACCCCCCGGCAAGUGGAGCAGCAAGCUGUGUAUAAAACUAACUUAAACGAAUUCAGAACAAAAGCAAAAAGCGUUUAGAGAAAAUCGUAAAAAAAGUAUGCAAAAUGAAGCCAUCACUUUUCACUUCACCCCAGGGAGAGACGACAGUGUAGGGAACGGUAGGGAAUAUUUUGUUGUAACAAAAAAGCUCUCGGGAGUCGGGUGCUGGCUUGGACCCACUUCCUUUCGGUGGUUCCCUACUCACCCCCCCCCCCCCCUUUUUAGGAGAGGUGGCCCCACAGAGGAGGUGGUCAUAGGCGGAAUGUUCAUUUCAUCAUCCAACAUUUUGUAGGGCGAUAAGCAAAUUAUCGAUUGUACAAAAAAAAAAGCGCUUGCCUCUGCUGUAUCGGCUCGUCGGAGUUGACCGAACGCAACAUCACGACACGUACUGGGACUUCUGUCCAACAAUAGUGAGGAUUGUAAGGAAGGGUAGAAAAAGAUUGUUCCAAAUUGUUUUCUGGUGUUUUUUUUGUUCUUCUUUCCAACGUUCCGGACUGUCCUUUGACCGUGUUGCUACCGAAUUACGUUAGUGGAUGUUUACAUUUUUACCCCCCGAAAAAAAGAAAAGGGGGAAGGAAACACACACAGGCCCACGGUUUUAAAAGUACAUUAUUACGUUUGCUCACGUGCCGCACGUGUGUAGGUAGUAGGUAGUAGGACGGCAUUAGUAGUCUCCCAGCAUUUCUCUCCACAAACGAGGAUGAAAUAGUGCAGUUAUAAAGGUGGAUUACCAGUUAAGAGUAACAGAACAGAAAAUUGCAGCAACAGAAAACAGUUGCCCGGGUAGCAACCUCUUUGCCUUCCGAGUAAAAGCAAGCAAUCCUUUACACCACAGUCACAUCGUCACACACUCACUCACUCAUCCAUUAGUAGCAAGACAACGGCAAUCGAAGGGCGUCUGUUUGAUUAGCAAACCAAGGAACGGGGCAUUGGGCAGAGGAUGUAGAUACAAACCACGUGGGGGGGAAUCCACUUGAAGACCCGCCCCCCCCCCCAGUCCCGGUAACGAAACCGAUCACCACCGGGGGUCCUCCGGCAUCUGUUAGUUGAAUGCCGGUUGUUUUGGUGUUUAAAAAGUAGUUCGUUCGUUAGCGGCCGUGGAAAGGACGCCGGGCGCGGGUAUAUUAACUGCUGCCGAUAGAGCGCGAGUGUUGUUUAGUAGGUAGGCACGUGGUGGUGCCCAACAGUGCUGCGAACGUUUCAGCAAAAAAAAUCCAGUAAUAAUGAUCGCUCACUAGCAAAUAACUAAAACGAACUGAUUCCCGAGUGCAAAAAGAAAAUGUGAGAGGGGAGGGGGUGGGUGGAAAGGGUAGGAAAAGCGGUGGUGAAGGAGGACGAGGAGGAAAUGAGUUCAGUGUACCCCUAACCAAUCGUGUGCAGUACAGAUUUAUUUUUAGGCUGAACACUACUGCCAAGGAAGACGAUCUGCUGCUGCGCUACUACUGCUGCCGUUAGUAGAAGAAGAACAAAGCAUGACAACAUCAUCAGAGCAAAAACAGAGCAAACAAAGAAACGGAACAAAACUAAACAAUUUAAAAAGUUAAAAACAACGCAAAAGUACAUGGAGAAACAAAACAAACGAACAAAAAAAAAGCAACAAGAAGCAAAUGUAGUUCAAUUGGAACAACCGAGAGCGACAAAGGGAGAAUGAAGUUGAGGGAAAUGGAAAAACAAAAAUCCCCCCAGCAAACUGCUGCCACACGAUUCGAUUGCGAUCGCAGGACCGUUUCGUGAUCGCUCGCUGCUUCUUCGUUAGUAAGGAAGCAAUCUUUCCCCCCCGGUCGCGAAUUCACGGCGUGGAUUUUCUGGCGCGGGCUCGAUUAAUAAGAGCGGUUCGGGUGUGUGUGUGUGAGGUGCGGUGUCACGUGCCACAGGAGCAAACACCAGAAUCCUACAGUCGAUGGGCGACAGGGCACACACACACUCACACACACACAAUCUCUCGUUCUAAAACACGAAUGACGAUAAAUGAAUGAACAAAAACAAAACUGCAUUAAAAUGUGAUUUAUAAUUAUAGAUAAACUGAUUGAGUAAUUAUUAACGAAAUAAAAGCUCUAUAUAUUAA
Molecule: messenger RNA, 6764 nt
Organism: Anopheles stephensi (Asian malaria mosquito)
Lineage: Eukaryota; Metazoa; Arthropoda; Insecta; Diptera; Culicidae
Gene: Not3
Product: CCR4-NOT transcription complex subunit 3
Exons: 12
Coding region: 992-3886 (964 amino acids)
Biological process (GO): nuclear-transcribed mRNA poly(A) tail shortening; regulation of DNA-templated transcription
Cellular component (GO): nucleus; CCR4-NOT core complex; P-body
Source: RefSeq, a predicted model, not a curated record